AUGUCCAUGUGCCUCUCGGUCGCGCUUCUCAGCGGGCGCGAAGUCCACCUUGGGCUGGCGCCCGAGACCUCGGUUGAAGAGCUGAGGCUCCGUGCGCAGGCUGCCCUGAGCACGAAGGGAAGGCUGAGGCUUUUGGAGUCUGGAGCGGAGAUCGAAGGAGAGAUGAGCCUGUCCCAGGUCGGCCUCCAAACCGGCGACCGGCUGAUGCUCUAUACGAGGCCUGCGGCCGUGGCAGCAACGCAGCACGCCUUCGCGGCCAUCCAGGGAGAUGGGUCAGUGGUGACGUGGGGCAACCCCAAAUUUGGCGGAGACUGCAGCGAAGUUCAGGACAAGCUUAGGAAUGUCCAAUGUAUUCAAGCUACUGAUGCCGCCUUUGCGGCCCUCCUUGCUGAUGGCUCUGUGGUAGCUUGGGGCCGCGAGAAGGGUGGUAUCGAUAAGGGAAGCGCAGUAGAAUGCAUCCAGUCCACAGAAACAGCUUUUGCGGCUCUCCACCGCGAUGGAUCCCUUGAUGUCUGGGGAGUCUUCAAGGGAGCCGGGGCACUGGCAAACUUCCGUGGCGUUCUCUGUGCUUUUGCCAAUGUGUCCUGCGUCCAACGUAACGGAGCCACCUUUGCAGCCCUCUUGCGGGAUGGAAGCGUUCGGACCGUGGGAGACUUCGCGAGUGGUGCAGACAUCAGCGAUGUGCAGACACAUCUCCACGGCACAGGAACUGCUUUCGCCGCCAUCCUGGAAACCGGUGCCGUGGUUGCUUGGGGGAAAGCUUGGUGCGGAGGAGACUGCCGGGAAGUGGAGGAGCAGCUGAGGGCUGCGAAGGCGAUCCAAAGCACCGGAUCCGCGUUCGCGGCGAUUCUGGCUGAUGGCCACGUGGUGACCUGGGGAUUCUCGGCGGAAGGUGGCGACAGCCGCAGCGUUUCGGAGCAGCUGAGGGAUGUCCGGAGUAUUCAGGCAACCCGCUCGGCCUUUGCUGCGAUUCGUGGAGACGGCUCGGUGGUUUCUUGGGGUGACCUUCGUUCUGGAGGUGACAGCCGCGCUGUCGCCGAGAAGCUGAGACGUGUGGAAAGGAUCCAAAGUACGGAUUCUGCCUUUGCUGCCGUAUGUCAAGAUGGAUCUGUGGUGACCUGGGGCUUUCCUGCUGCCGGCGGUGACAGCAGCGAGGUUCAGGAAAGGCUGAGAGGAGUAGAGCAGAUCCAGGCGACGCGCUUUGCCUUCGCCGCGCUGCUUUCGGAUGCUUCCGUGGUCUCCUGGGGAAGCCCACGGGAUGGUGGUGACAGCAGUGCCGUGGCCUCGCAGCUGAGGGGCGUCCACCAGAUCCAGGCCAGCAGGGUCGUGAAGCAGGGCUACGCCGUGGUGCGGAAUGUCUUCUCGGAAGCGGAGUGCGACGCGGCCGUGGACAAGAUCUGGGGCUUUGUGGAGGGCCGCUGCCCUUCGCUGAAGGCCGCGGACGAGUCCACCUGGACGGCCGAGAACUGGGGAGCCUUCGCAAGGGGCAAGUGCCUCUGCCAACUUCUAGGUGCCGGCUGGGUGCUCUGGGAGGAGCGGCUUCUCUUCCGCCGUCGCCUGGUGGAACGUGGCAUCUACGCCGACCGGCCGCACCAUGCCAGCUGGGACGGUUUCACCUUUGGCCGUCCCGUCUCGAAGCUCGGGAAGCGGUCGGAGUGGGACCACACGGACCAGGUCUUGAUUGGCGGUGAGAGCACCGGAUGCACCUGGAUCCAAGGGGUGGUCGCCCUGAAUGCUCUGGAUCCUGAGGUUGGCGCAGCCUUCGAGUGUUGGCCCGGGACGCAG
Messenger RNA from Symbiodinium necroappetens, 1785 nucleotides. NCBI's taxonomy places the organism in Eukaryota, Dinophyceae, Suessiales, Symbiodiniaceae. The record is from the annotation of a GenBank genome assembly.